This is a messenger RNA of Annulohypoxylon maeteangense, 1655 nucleotides long. RefSeq names its product Pyruvate/Phosphoenolpyruvate kinase-like domain-containing protein. NCBI's taxonomy places the organism in Eukaryota, Fungi, Ascomycota, Sordariomycetes, Xylariales, Hypoxylaceae. The transcript is spliced from 4 exons. Gene Ontology annotation, molecular function: catalytic activity. The coding region runs from base 83 to 1465 and encodes 460 amino acids. The record is from RefSeq and is a predicted model, not a curated record.
CAGUUCCCCUCUUCCAAACUGCACAUUUACUCUAUAUCUUUCAAUAAGAACAUCUACUUCACAAGAAGCCAAUCUGAUAGCCAUGGCUGUUUCUACAAUCGUACCCUCAGACUAUCAGGAACACGAAUCUACCGUGAUCCUUCAGACGGCGAUGGAUAUUGUUUCCAAUAAAUUCCAUGAGCCGGCCAAGUCAACCCCCUUAGUCAAUACAGUUGAGAUUCUGGAGGAUGAUAGUACUAUGGUUGACACCCCAGAAGUCGUUACUACUCCAGAAAUCACUAUUCUCCCAGAAAUCGUUACUGCCCCAGAAGUCACUCUUCUCCCAGAAGUCGUUGACAUCCCAGAAGUCGUUGCCAUCCCCGAAGUCACUACCAUCCCAGCAGCCAUUGCUACCCCAGAAGUCAUUGCCAUCCCAGAAGCCAUUGCUGUCCCAGAAGCCACUAAGUUCCUAGAAGUCACUGCUCCCCUAGAAGUGGCUCCUAUUGUACCCCCCUCAGAAGAUAAUACCUUGGAGGAGACUGACAGAUCGCUGCGGCUGAGCGAUGUCGUUUCUAGUGUCCUUGAGCCAACAUCAGGGGCUAAGAAGCUCCGCAAGAUGUUACUUGAGACUAACGAGCUGAUCGUCUGCCCUGGUGUCUACGAUGGGCUCUCAGCUCGCACGGCUAUAGAGCUAGGCUUUAAUGCCAUGUAUAUGACUGGCGCUGGUACUACAGCCUCCCGUAUCGGGCAGCCAGACCUCGCCAUUGCCCAGCUGCAUGAAAUGAGGGAAAAUGCUGAGAUGAUUGCAAACCUUGACCCGUUUGGCCCUCCUCUCAUCGCUGAUAUGGACACUGGAUAUGGUGGUCCUAUCAUGGUGGCUCGUACUGUAGAGCAAUACAUCCGCGCUGGCGUGGCUGGUGCCCAUUUGGAAGACCAGGUCCUUACCAAGCGAUGCGGUCAUCUUAGCGGAAAGAAAGUUGUUCCGCAAGAGGAAUACAUCUCGCGUAUCAAGGCUGCGCAUGCCGCACGCGUCAGGUUGCAAUCCGAUUUCGUGCUGAUCGCCCGAACGGAUGCUCUUCAGACUCUUGGAUACGAUGCAUGCAUCUCACGACUUCGGGCUGCCCGGGAUGAGGGCGCGGAUGUGGGGCUUCUGGAAGGAUUCACCUCCAAGGCUCAAGCAGCACAGGCAGUUCAGGAUCUGGCACCUUGGCCCCUAUUACUAAAUUCGGUUGAGAAUGGUAAGAGCCCUGUCAUUACCGUCGACGAAGCCAGCAAGAUGGGAUUCCGCAUCAUGAUCUUCAGCUUUGCCACAUUGGCACCGGCAUAUGUUGCUAUCCGUGAGACUUUGGCCCGGCUCAAGUACCAAGGGAUAGUUGGGACACCUAAGCACAUCACACCUGUGAAGCUUUUCGAGGUCUGUGGGUUAGAGCAUAGUAUGGCAGUUGACAAGAAUGCCGGAGGCUUGUCUUUUAUGGGUGGUGUAUGAAGUACCAGAUGUUCGAUCGUGGACCUAGGCGGUUUCUUUUGUUCUCCUUUCCUUGGUUUCCUUGUCUUGGUGUAAGUCAGAGCUAGGCUCACAGAUUGUAUGAUAUUGCGUGCCUAGUAUUUGCAACAACAGUAUAGUAACUCUAUACCUAGGUAGAUAUAAUGAAAGUUAUAGUGAUGGAAGCAAUUAU